GCGUUAGUACGUUUUACGUGUUCUCUUGAUCAAAACAUUAAUAAAAACAUAGCCCUUUAAUAAAAAAAACAUAAACAUAAAUAAAAGCCAUCAAUCAAUUCAGUGACCUUCAAAUAAAAUAAAAAGCCUUUAAUUAAUUAAUUUAAGGUCUUAUGUAAAUUUUCAGUUGAUUAAAAUACAAAUUUUAAAAACAUAAUUAGUCAAUUGAUUAAUUAAAAGUUUAAUAUAAAUUUAAAAAAAAAAUAAAAACCAUAUGACUCAUUAGUGCGUGAGUUUAAGUCGUGUGUGGAAUAUUUCCACGAAUUAUUCGAGUCGUUUUUCUACGAAGACGCUCUGAAUUUGGGACAAAGACAUCGGAGUUUCUAGAGGUCACUACUGGUCUCGGGUGUUCAAAAUAAAUAAAAAAAAAAAUCUUUACAUAUUUUCGCUUUCUACAAUCACAAGAAACUUGAAAUUUUUUAAAAUCCAAUAACAAAUAAUUAAAUAAAUUAAUUAAUUUAAUAAGAUUAUAAUUGAAAUUAAUUUUAUAAAAUAAUAACCGACUAUGUAAUCGCAUCGUUACGUAAUCAAUUAAAAAAAAAAAUUUGAGACUAAGUAAUAAAAUAAAUAAAUAAAUUAUCUGCCAUUUGGUUGAUUUGAAGUUUUGUUAAAUUAAUCACGUAAUUAAAAAUCACAAACUGGCUCCGGAAGUGAGGAUAAGACAAAUUGGAAUGAGGGAGGACUUGUUGUCAAUAAUAAGACACACAAGCAGUGACCAUUUUUCUGAAGAGCUUUAGCACAUGGUUUAAUAAGGCACUUAAACGCCAAUAUUUUUUGUUGUUAUUCUAAUUGAGUAUUUUUAUAAUUUGACUUAAAAAAUUUUUUUUAUACCUUUUUUUUUAUUUUAUUUUUUCAUAAUUUAUUAUUGGUAAUAAAUAAAAUAAAAAUAAUAAUAAUAAUAUUGAUUUCGUUGACUUAAAUUUUUAACGGAUUUAAAUUUAUGAUAAUUUUAUUUUUGUAUAAAUAAAUAAAAUAAUUUUAAAAAAAGUGUUAAGUGCGUUGAUGUAAUGCCCUGGGUUGCUGCUUGUUUAGAUCUUCUUGCUGGUCCCGUACUUGGCUAUUGUCUUGCUGUAAGAAGACUAGCAUUACAAGUGGGAUUAUUGCAAGAAGCUGCUAAUAAAAUAAACGAAGAGUUUAUUAUUAAUAAGAGCAAUAAUAACAAAUUAGAAAUGGCUCCAUGUACUGAAGAUAAACGUCCAGAAUCGACUCAAGAGUCAUCAACAAGAGUACAAGGUAUUAUAAAAUCACCGAGAAAAUUCGUGGGUGUUGUUAUCGCAACUUCCGGUUUACCUGCACGAGGAAGAACACAAGUUGCACAAAGUCUUGCUCGACGACUCAAUUGGAAUGGCGAGUCUGCUAAAGUAAUGCGAGUUAGUGAUUACCGUCGUAAAAAAUUGGAAUUAUAUGGAACCCAUGAAUUUUUUCGAGCGGACCACGCAGCGAAUUCAGCACUGCGACAGUUGGCAACACGCGACGCAAUGCACGACUGCGCUGGUUGGCUCUCAUCUGGGAACUCCGUAGCUAUCCUGGACGGUUGCCUGGUGACUAAGGACCAACGACGCGAGGUAUUCGACUACUUCACGGUGCAACUGGGCUACCGGAUCCUCUUCGUCGAGUGCGUUUGUGACGACCCUGCGGCUCUGGAACGUAACUAUCAGGAGGUUAUUCGUCACAGUUUGGACUACGCGGGCAUGGAACCUUUCGCCGCAGUAGAAGAUCUUAAAUUAAAAAUUGACCAUUACGUCCGGACUUGGGAACCGAUGGAUGAAAAAAAUUAUCCACGGGUUACUAUCGAUACUGUCACUAUGGACAUCAAGGCUCACAAAGUAACUGGACAUAUUGAGACUAGUGUAUUGGGUUAUCUCGGUAGUGUCACUACUAAACCACAUACAUUAUAUUUUUCACGUCACGGAGAAAGUGAGUAUAACGUAAUAGGUAAAAUCGGAGGUGAUGCAGUACUAAGCUCACGUGGCGAGCGUUAUGCUCAAGCAUUGGCUACAAGGAUAAAUUCAAUGCAUAUACCAGAUCUACGUGUACUAACAAGCCGUCUUAGAAGAACAAUAGCAACGGCACGUGGAAUUGAAGCACCACAGGAACAUGUCGCUGCACUAAAUGAACUAGACGCUGGUGUGUGUGAGGGACUUUCUUAUGAAGAAAUGCAAGAGCAUUAUCCUCAAGAGUUUGCAUGGCGAGACCAAGACAAAUUACGCUAUCGUUAUCCAUGGGGUGAAAGUUACGUCGACAUAAUGCAACGAGUUGAACCUGUGAUAGCAGAGCUGCAGCAGUCAAAUAAUAUUCUUGUGAUAUCCCACCAAGCGGUACUGCGGUGUUUGAUUGGUUACUUCAUGGACAAAAAACCAGAGGAGCUGCCAUACAUGGAAGUACCCUUGCACACAAUAAUUCGCGUAUCGAGCUGCGGUUUCAAUUAUCGCAUUGAAUUUAUAAAAUUACCUAUUGAAUGCGUCAAUACAACGAGAAACAAACCUAUUAAUUGCAAUGCUAAUCGUACAGCUAAUGACGCAUUGUUGACAGUACCAGCGCAUCUUGAUCUACCAGAUCCAUGGAGAAAUCCUGGUAAUGGUCCGACUCUUGUACAACAACACUGAGCCGAAAUGAACAAGAAGGAGUCUUCUUCUUCGACUUCUUCUUCUUCUUCUUUGUUAACUACUUCCUCAUCUGCUUCUUCUUCUUCUUUUUCUUCUUCUUCGACUUUGUUAUUAAAAAAAUAACAAAAUCAUGAGUACUAAUAAUUAUUUUUUCUUAAUAAUUAACUUUUUUUGGUUACUAUUUUAUGGUCCUAAAGUUCGAAGACAAAAAAACUUUUUGAUUUUUAUUUUUAACAAAUCAAUUAAAAAAAAAAAAAAAACUAAAAAUAUGCAUGUGUAGAAAAUUAAAAAAACUAUGGGUGCAAUUUUUUAAAAUAUUUUUUUUUAUAAUUUAUCUUCUAAAAAAAGUCCAAAAAUUAUUAAUGGCUAAUUUGAGUGUCAUCAUAUUUCACUAUUUUUAAAUUAUAAAUUUUAAAAGUAUGAGUACUUAGAAAUUUUAAUAGGUCAUGAUUUAAAAGGGGGCUGACAUUUUAAGUGAAAAAAUUUUUUUUCAUAUAUAUUAUAUAUAUAUUCUUCUAUUA
Messenger RNA from Microplitis mediator, 3166 nucleotides. RefSeq names its product 6-phosphofructo-2-kinase/fructose-2,6-bisphosphatase-like. Lineage: Eukaryota; Metazoa; Arthropoda; Insecta; Hymenoptera; Braconidae. The coding region runs from base 1047 to 2645 and encodes 532 amino acids. Gene Ontology annotation, molecular function: fructose-2,6-bisphosphate 2-phosphatase activity; 6-phosphofructo-2-kinase activity; ATP binding. Gene Ontology annotation, biological process: fructose metabolic process; fructose 2,6-bisphosphate metabolic process. Gene Ontology annotation, cellular component: cytosol. The transcript is spliced from 6 exons. The record is from RefSeq and is a predicted model, not a curated record.